Molecule: messenger RNA, 2751 nt
Organism: Nasonia vitripennis (jewel wasp)
Lineage: Eukaryota; Metazoa; Arthropoda; Insecta; Hymenoptera; Pteromalidae
Product: SET and MYND domain-containing protein 4
Exons: 6
Coding region: 450-2345 (631 amino acids)
Molecular function (GO): protein binding
Source: RefSeq, a predicted model, not a curated record
UGCUCCUAUUAUAAUGAUUGUUUUAAACUAUUAUAUUCAACGCUUCCUACUAAACAUACAAUAGAAGCAAUGUUAAAUUCAGAUGCAUAAUACAAAUAGUAUAAUAAUACACACACUAACAAUUUAAAUUUAAAAUUUGCAUUUUGAGACGUCUGAGAAGUCACGCGAAAGAGGGCGCUAAAUCAAAACAAAACAACUGACGCGCUGAUGCUCUUUGUCCGCUAGAUUCCACAUUUGUAUUUUGUUUUUGUUUUCUUUUUGGCCAAUGGUUUGUCGUAAUAUAAUAUCCAUCAGGGCUUGAAGGCUAUUAAUAUUUCGUUAGUGCAAAUUUUGGCCUUUUGUGUCAUUUUAUUCUUUAUGUUAUUUGUGCAAAAUAGGCAAUGAAUUUUUGUUAGAGGUUAUUUUAAAUAUAAAUAUAUAACAAAGAAAAUAAAUAUCUUAAAGAAAGAAUGUCAUUAAUGAAUACAACAAUGGAUAACGAUAUUGAAGGAUCUGUAGUAUUAAAUAAAUUUAUUGUUAACCAACUGGGAUCCGAGAGGUCACAGAGUUUUAUGAAAGAAAAUUUAAGAUGUACUACGAAAUGUUUGGAAAAAUCUCGUUCUCUACGAAAGGAGGGCAAUGACCUCUAUGUUAAAAAGCUUGAUAAUCGACAAAUGGAAAAAAUAUUUAAACUCUACACAGAAAGUAUAGCAUAUGCACCCAAUGAUUCAAAAGAUCUAGCACUGGCCUUUGGCAAUAGAUCUGCUUUAUUAUACAAAAUGAACAAAUACAAAGAAAGCAUAAUCGACAUUGACAGAGCACUUGCUCUAACAACAUCUGAUUGGCAACUAAGAGUUAGGCUUCUAUGUCGUAAAGCUGAAUGUUUAGCUGCUUUAGGUUCAUCUGAUUGCAAAAAGGUGUACAAAGAAGCUGUUUCUUUGCUGCCUAAGAAUAUAGAUCAAAAUUCGAAAUUCAUUCUGUCUGCAGAUAGGGCUGUAAAUAAAUUUGAUGCAGUAGAGGCAAAAAAUAUUGAAAACCAAAAGAAAUGUGUGAAAAUUACAUCAAGAAAGAAAAUUGAAAAUCCUAUUGCACCAGCUGUUAAUGUACAGUAUGAUGAAAAUUAUGGUAAACAUCUUGUUGCUGCUCGAGAUAUUAAACCUGGAGAGAUAAUUUGUGUGGACAAAUUAUACGUAAGCUGUUUAAAUUUAAAUAAUUUUCAUGCUUAUUGCGAUCAUUGUUUCACCAAAUCAUGGGUAAACAUACCAUGCGAUAGUUGCAAUUGGUGCAUGUUUUGUUCUGAAGAAUGUAAAAAAUUAGCCUGGAUGAAAUAUCAUGAUUUUGAAUGUACUACUGUUUCAUACUUGUUAAGUAAUCAUGAAAUCGAUUACUAUGAUCGUCUUAGUUUAAGAAGUCUGUUAAAAGGCAUUAGAGAAUCAGGAAGUAUUUCAAAAUUUAAAGUAGAUUUACAGUCUGCUGAUAAAUGCAUAGAUGAAAAUGGCGAAAUACUACAAAGCAAUGGUUUUAAAGGAAUAUUUUCAACUACUCAAUGUAGGAAUAUUCCAACACGGUCUAUGCAAAAGUGUGUGAUCAACAGUGCAAUAGUUUUAAUUAUUUUAUCCAAAUACACUGCAUUUUUUGGAUCAAAUCACAAGUUUACACAAACUCAAGAUUUAUUAAAAAAUGAAGAUGUAUUAUUUGUAGGGUCCAUGUUUUUAAAAAUCAGAAAAAGUGCAACUAUUAGUACUCAUUUAAUUAAGAGAGAAAUUACCGAUUGUAAAUAUUCCAAUGAUUUCAGUCAGUAUAAACUAGAUGAUUGUUUUAUCAAAGGAGCUUGUUUGACACCAAUACAUUUUUAUAUAAAGCACAGCUGUUAUCCAAACACCAAGAAAUGUAUAACAAAUAAUCAGGAAGUAAUUGUUUUUGCACUUGAACCCAUUGAAAAAGACUCUCCACUGUUUAUGUCAUAUCAUGGAGCAUUUUAUGAACUUGAAAAACCAUCUAGACAAAGUUUGAUUAAACAAAAUAUGAGUAUUAUCUGUCAGUGUAUAGCUUGUGAACAAAAUUGGCCUACAUUAUACGAGUUGUACAAAAUGCCAAAGGAGAAACCACUUUUAUAUGCUAAGACCUACAACAGAAUAGAAUCAGAAUUAUUUGAUGAGAAUAAUGCUCUUGUAAAACCCAUAUUAAACUGCCAUGAACAAGUACAAUAUAAUCAAGCUACUUUAAAGCAGUUAACAAAGGCUAUGGAGAAAGCUCUAAAAUAUCUGGAACAGCCUUCUGUUGUCAUUAGCGAAUUAAUGAUUUGUUUGGAGAUAGUUUAUGAAAAGCUUGCCAAUUCAGAUUUGCUAUGCUGUGUAACAGGGUGAGACUUAACGUGAGAGGAGAAAAUCACAAAAGGAGACGCCGGGACCGGGAAUCGGAUCCGGCGCUCCCGAGAUCUCUAGGCGCGCGUGCUACUACCACUUGAGCCAACGCCGCCCAAUUUCGUCACUCUCUAUCCUGCCUCGAUUACCGGCGUGGCGAGGGACGUUGUUCCUCGUUACAGCUAAUAUCUUCAUGUCAACUAGUUUGUAUGUGUGUAUAUGUAUAUAAAAACACGUUUUACAUAUUUUUACUGCUUUUUUUAAAUCUAAUAAAAUUUUUUAUUGCUGACUGAUAUGAUUCUGUGAAACACUUGCUAUACGUUGGUUUACUAAAACUAGUAAUUCAUUUAUGUACAGUUUAUAAAGGUUAAUACAAGUUGGUUAAUAAAUAAAGAUUUAAAUAAUCGGA